UCAUGUUCUUUAUUUGCCAGAGGAAACCAGAGUGCUCCAAUGGCUGAAGAAAAGCCCAAGUAUAACUGCACUGUCAGUGAAGUCACGAUUGUGAACCUGCAGCCUGAGAAAAAUUCAGUUCUCCUCCUGGCGGGAGGGAAGCCAGGAAGUGAUCAUAGAAACCUUGGUUUCCAGCCUCCACCUCCAAGGAUUUCAGAGAAAAAAUUGUGUCCAGAAAAGGUGAAAAAGGAGGGAGUUUUGUCUCCCAGCCUGCAACGUGCAAAUGAGUUGUGUAGCACAGAGAACAUUGCCCUGAAGAGACCAGUGAAGUUGGCCCCUCUGGAGAUCCCUGUGGAAGUAAAAGAAGCCCAGCUCCAAAAGAUUAUGAGCAUGCAGAGAGAAGCCCAAAUGGCUGCCCAGAAGCUGAUGGUGAUCAACUCCAUGCACAAUGAACCCCAUGUGAAACGGGUAAAGAAUCUGGCUCAGGGGGAGCUGGGAAACCUCCAAAAGAUAAAGCUGAAUGAGAAGGCUGAUCUGGAGAACAAAGAUGAUCCCCUACCCCCUAAAAGCAGCAAACCCCUUGGAGAAAUCCAAAUUAUUUUGCCUUCAGAGACAACCUCUAAGUCGACUAAACAGGCAGGUGCUGAGGAGGCUCCCAAGACACUCUGUAAACCAUUAAUUCCCACUCUCCAGGUGUCUGACAUGCAUGGAGAGUCCAACAGCCCUGACAGCAUCCCUGACCCCUGCCAAAAUGUUUCUCGGCGCCGAUUCAGGUUAAGACACACAAAAGAGCAGCAGGAAGACACUGGGAAAGCCAAACCCUUAAAGGCCACGGAUCCAAGUGUGGGAGAAGGCACGAAGAAAACUGCAGGUCAGCGGACACAAAAAACCCUCAGUGAUGCCAGCAAGCUCAUUGAAAAUGUGUCUAAAAAGCAGAAGGAACGAGGAGCAAAGCAAAGGGAAAUGGAUGAAGCCUCUCUUGUGAGGAGGCAGUCUAUUCGAAGGAUGGCUUUGGGAGACAUCAUCCAGGUAGAUGAUGACUGAAUGUCACAGCACAGAUACCCAGGAAGACGUUUUAGACCGAGUGCUUAGAUAGAAGUCUUCAGAAGAGGGCGUGGAGACAUUAGUAAUCUACCAAAUAAAAAUAAGGUGAUACUGGUGAACAACUCUGUCAUUUCUGAGAUGCUCGAACAAGUGGCUCAGAGAAAAUAAUCUUCUACCCUGCUCAACACUAGAAGGGCCUCAGAUAUCCUGAGCCCAGCACGGAGUAUAACUUUUCAAGGCACAUGGACCAUGCAGAAAAAAUCCAGAUGUGGACUGGGUGGAGGGAUCAAGAGGAAAACAGGAACCUAGAAAAUACUGUGUCUGGGGCUUUUUGUUCCUGAGAAUACUGGCCUUUCAUUCACAGCUGUGGCAAGUUUGUUUCAGAAAGACAAGAAUAAAAUGUUCUUCAUAUUACUGUUGGCAGAACAAAAAACAAUUAGUGUAAGUUUAGGAAGAGACAUUCAAGUCAGAAAAGGAGAAAAACUUUUAAGGACAACAAACACUGAAGAAUAUUGUUUACCAAGAUGGGAAUCUCUGUCACUGAAAUUUUUAAUAAUGCAUUAGGCAAACACCUGCCAAGGAUGUUUUCAGAUGAAUUAAUCCUUCAUUCACACACAAGGACUGGAUGAUCUGUAAUGCCCUUCAAUCUCAAUAUUCUUAUAUCAUAUGAGCUAU
Molecule: messenger RNA, 1698 nt
Organism: Vidua chalybeata
Lineage: Eukaryota; Metazoa; Chordata; Aves; Passeriformes; Viduidae
Exons: 2
Coding region: 40-1023 (327 amino acids)
Source: RefSeq, a predicted model, not a curated record